Molecule: messenger RNA, 1655 nt
Organism: Didymella exigua CBS 183.55
Lineage: Eukaryota; Fungi; Ascomycota; Dothideomycetes; Pleosporales; Didymellaceae
Product: oxidoreductase domain-containing protein
Exons: 4
Coding region: 224-1270 (348 amino acids)
Molecular function (GO): dioxygenase activity
Source: RefSeq, a predicted model, not a curated record
GCAACAAACAUCACAGUUGCUGUUCGGCCCACCAUGUAUGUCAGCGCAGAGUAAAUCUCUGCCUGGCGGACAUAAACAUGCUCGGCCGCUUGCUGCGGUGCUCGUCUUGGCGAAUUUGGUAGCCUUUCACUUGCAUCGCAGUUGCACUUGGAACAGCAGUCACGACAAGACCGUAUAUAAGGCCGAUAGCGCGACUUGCUAGCCUGACCUCAAAGCUCUUGCAAUGGCACCUACCAAUUACGUCGACCGCCCUGUGCCCACCGUUUCCCUGGAGGACUUCGACAACCGCAUCGAUACCAUCACCAGGGAGCUAGUUGAUGCAGCAGAGAAUAUUGGCUUCUUCUGCGUCGUUGAUCAUGGGAUCUCACGCGAGUCUAUUGACCAAAUUUUCGAUCAAUCCGCUCGCUUCUUCAAACAGGGUGAAAGCAUCAAAGCACAAGUUCCUUUCUCACCUCGCCAUAACGCUGGGUGGGAGAAGAACUCUCAAGUCCGGCCGUCAACUGGUGUAGCUGAUCGCAAGGAGUCCUACCAGAUGCAAUUCGGGAAGGGCAUGGAAGGUCGCUGGCUUGGGGAUGAGACGUUGCCAGGGUUUCGAACGGAGGCUCUCAGCUUCAUGCAGCAGGCACAAUCUGUCAGCGAGAAGCUAAUGAUUUGUCUCGCGCGGGGGCUCGGUUUCGACGAUGAUUACUUUAUCAGGGCACACGAUGUCACUCGUCCAGAGUCUCAGACAGUAUGUCGACUGUUACACUACUUCGAAACACCAGAGUUACCAAACCCUACCGGCGAGAUGUAUCACAGAGCUGGAGCGCAUGCAGAUUGGGACCUGUUGACUCUGCUGUUCCAGAAGGCUGGCCAGUCUGGCUUGGAGAUUUGCCCCGGUCGUGAGGUGUCUACGUCAUUCGGCUAUGGAGAUGCUUGGACAAAGGUGGAGCCAGACAGUGAGAGAAAUGCGAUUAUCUGUAACGUGGGCGAUCUGCUCAUGUCGUGGUCGGACGAUCGCUUCAAGUCCACAUUCCACCGCGUGAAGGCGCCCUGUGAACACGGCGACUACUAUGGCGAGCGCUACAGCAUUGCCUUCUUCAAUCAGCCGUGCCGAGAUGCGCAGAUCCAAGGCCCAUUGAAGAAGUAUCCCUUGGUCACCGGUGAAGAGUUUACAAGAAACGCAAUGAGCCGUAAUUUCAAGAGCCUCCAGGACAAGCUCCGAAGCGAGCAGGUGGCGAAAGCUAGAUCAGAGACGCCCGUCACGUUGCAGCUGAGCGCGACAGCAUAGCCAAAGAAUGAGAAACGGAGAACCUAACUUCUGAUAGCAACUCGGUCUUCUCAACUCUAUCACUGAUCAAAGCACGGAAGCGUCGCAUAUUAACUUGUUAGGUUCUGCACACGCAUCCUAUCAUUACGAAUGACGGUACGCUCUAAUACAAGUUCAUAGAUCGACAGAUCGGUGCUUCUACAAGGCUACUCUACUUCAGCAGGAAGGUUAUGUGCGGAGCCUAGACCAAAGUUGACGUCUUUCAUUUUUCACUCUUCCUAGCAAUCUCGACUAAGAAUACAUCUUAACGGCUAUCUGAACAGCAUCAUCGACGUCGAGCCGAGAGCUAGUGGUCACCAACCUGUCCUCCCACUUCAGAGCAACAUCAGUGCUGGCAACGACUCUU